GUGCCUAUUGAGGAUAUCAUCGAAGAGGAGAAAUCAUCGCGGAAAUCGCCACCCGAGUCUGAGAAGGAGAAAACCCGUGAUGUUUCGCUCUCCAUGGCACCUUUGCCCAUCCCAUUGGGCCCGCUCGGCGGCUUUGCAGAUAUCUUUAAGCUAGAUCAAUUCUUUUCAGACGAUGGAAAAAUUAUUAUAAUGGCAGGUCCUGUGCCUGUGGCCGUACCACAACCCGAGCCCCACUCAGUGGGCGGCGUGCUCGUCCACAUGCCCCACGUUUGUUCCGUAUGUAUUUCGAAGUAUUCCGAUAAGUAUUAGCAAACCUUAUAUAUUAUAUCUUACGUUCUUUGGUUGACACCCUUCAAUGGCGAAUAAUAUUCAAGUUUCAAGUUUUCACACAAACACA
Drosophila arizonae is the source of this 397-nucleotide messenger RNA. It is a transcript of the gene unc79, whose product is annotated as UNC-79 domain-containing protein. Gene Ontology annotation, molecular function: protein binding. The record is from RefSeq and is a predicted model, not a curated record. Lineage: Eukaryota; Metazoa; Arthropoda; Insecta; Diptera; Drosophilidae.